AUGCAAGAGUGGUUUAAUCAAGGUAUAUCUAUCAUUGGCAAGAUAAUUUAUGGUCAUAACUAUGUUGAUCAGUGGGUCAAGGCCAAACACACAACAAUAACAAUAAUAAGAGGAAGCGACACCUCACCUCCUGAGCAUUUGAAGGAUUAUGAAGCGUAUUGUUUAAAAAAAAUAAGACGACAAAAUUAG
This is a messenger RNA of Diversispora eburnea, 189 nucleotides long. NCBI's taxonomy places the organism in Eukaryota, Fungi, Glomeromycota, Glomeromycetes, Diversisporales, Diversisporaceae. The record is from the annotation of a GenBank genome assembly.